Racocetra persica is the source of this 345-nucleotide messenger RNA. The record is from the annotation of a GenBank genome assembly. Lineage: Eukaryota; Fungi; Glomeromycota; Glomeromycetes; Diversisporales; Gigasporaceae.
AUGAUUAAAAGUUUUGGAGAUAAAGAAACCGAAAGAUUAUUUAAAAAAGAGUUUGUGGCUAAAUUUCAGAAAAUAGCCAAAGUGACCUACCGAAAAUUAAAAAUGCUGAAUAAUGCUGAAAGAUUAGAGGAUUUAGAUUUUCCCAGUAAUCGUUUCCGAAAAAUGUUAGGAGAAAUAUUAAGGGAGGAAUUAUUAAUCCCUUUAAAUAUCAGUGGGGAAAAAUUGGCCCAAGAAUUAAAAGUAGAUAAAAAAAUAGUGGAGGAGAUUAUUGGUGAAAAAAGAAAUAUUACUCCUGAUAUUGCUUUAAGAUUAAGUUGUUAUUUCCCUCAAUCAGCCCAGUUUUGA